Molecule: messenger RNA, 418 nt
Organism: Triplophysa dalaica
Lineage: Eukaryota; Metazoa; Chordata; Actinopteri; Cypriniformes; Nemacheilidae
Gene: pde6ga
Product: phosphodiesterase 6G, cGMP-specific, rod, gamma, paralog a
Exons: 4
Coding region: 118-369 (83 amino acids)
Biological process (GO): positive regulation of G protein-coupled receptor signaling pathway; visual perception; positive regulation of epidermal growth factor receptor signaling pathway
Cellular component (GO): photoreceptor outer segment membrane
Molecular function (GO): cGMP binding; 3',5'-cyclic-nucleotide phosphodiesterase activity
Source: RefSeq, a predicted model, not a curated record
AGAAGCCCUUCUGCUGCAGUCUGCUUCUCACAUGGCUUUCAGAUUUCCACGGCCACGUGUAUCAUUCACAUCACUUCUUCUCCGGUCUCUCAUACAUAAGUCUCUUACAUCAUAGAUAUGGAGGUCUCCAAACCCAAAGCAAGCAGCAAGGUUGCCACGAGGCCCGGCAGUCCCCACAAGGGUCCACCCAAAUUCAAACAAAGAUCAACCCGCCAGUUCAAGAGCAAACCCCCAAAGAAGGGUGUUAUUGGAUUUGGUGAAGAAAUUCCUGGAAUGGAGGGUUUGGGAACUGACUUCAACGUGAUCUGUCCUUGGGAGGCUUACAGUCACCUGGAGUUACAUGAGCUGGCCCAGUAUGGCAUCAUAUGAGGUCACUUCCCGUUCCCAUGAUCCACAACACCAAUCGUCGGCAUCCAAU